This is a messenger RNA of Morus notabilis, 2021 nucleotides long. RefSeq names its product protein DETOXIFICATION 24. Gene Ontology annotation, cellular component: membrane. Gene Ontology annotation, molecular function: xenobiotic transmembrane transporter activity; antiporter activity. The coding region runs from base 245 to 1702 and encodes 485 amino acids. Lineage: Eukaryota; Viridiplantae; Streptophyta; Magnoliopsida; Rosales; Moraceae. The record is from RefSeq and is a predicted model, not a curated record. The transcript has 9 exons. Gene Ontology annotation, biological process: xenobiotic detoxification by transmembrane export across the plasma membrane.
AGUCACAAAAAACACAAGGGAAGACGAAUAUCCACUAUUCUUUUCUUUUUUUUCCCCUUCAUUUUUACAAAGUACACGUUUUACUUCUGUGCUUUUAUAAUUAAAUAACUAGCAGCCACGAAGCUCUAUUUUAGGAGCAGUGUGAAGACUGAAUCCUUCUUCAACCUACUCUUUCUGGGUUAGCUUAUUUUCUCUUCCUGCCAAAAAAAAAAAAGAGGUGAGAAAGGCAAGCAUAUUUAUAAAGAUGAAAAGUGAAAUGGCAGAGAGGCUUUUGAAUGGAGCAGUGGAAAAUACAGAUGGUGAUGAUGAGGGAUCGGAUCUGAAAAGGAGAGUUUGGACGGAAAUGAAGCUGAUGUGGAGAAUAGCCUUUCCUUCAAUUUUGGCGAGAGUGACUUCAUUUGGAGUUAUGGUUGUGACUCAGUCGUUUCUUGGGCAUGUCAGUGAGUUAGACCUCGCUGCUUUUGCUCUUAUCCAAAGCAUUCUCAUUCGCUUCGUCAAUGGCAUUCUACUUGGCAUGUCAAGCGCAACGGAGACUCUCUGUGGGCAAGCGUUUGGCGCAAAACAAUACCACAUGAUGGGAAUAUAUUUGCAGCGUUCGUGGAUCGUCGACUUCAUCACUGCGACGAUAAUGCUCCCUCUUUUCUUCUUCACCACGCCCCUCUUGAAUCUGCUUGGCGAACAAGCAGACAUUGCGGCCGUGGCCGGGAAAAUCUCCCUCUGGUGCAUACCCUUUUUGUACAACUUCGUCUUCAGCCUCACCAUCCAGAUGUACCUGCAGGCCCAGCUCAAGAACCUGGUUGUAGGGUGGCUAUCGGCGACAUCGUUCGUGUUCCAUGUGGUGCUCUCUUGGAUUUUCGUAUACAAGCUCGAGUGGGGGAUUGCGGGCGCUCUGGCGGCUAUGAACAUCUCCAGCUGGUCGGCAGUGAUUGGAAUGUUUGUGUAUAUCUUCGGAGGUUGGUGUCCCAAUACGUGGAAGGGAUUCACUCUUGCUGCUUUUGCUGAUAUGUGGCCUGUUAUUAAGCUAUCCAUAUCUUCUGGUGUUAUGGUGUGUUUAGAGUUAUGGUACAACUCUAUUCUGGUACUUUUAGCAGGAUACAUGGAAAAUGCAACAGUUGCUAUCUCUGCUUUCUCUAUCUGUCUCAAUAUCUGUGCAUGGGAGUUUAUGGUAUGCCUUGGGUUUCUAGCAGCUGCAUGUGUACGAGUAUCAAACGAAUUGGGAAGAGGAAAUGCUAAAGCUGCAAAGUUUGCCAUGAAAGUUAUCCUCAGUACUUCAAUUGCGAUUGGAGUGUUCUUUUGGAUUUUGUGUUUGAUAUUUGGUCGUAAAAUUUCCUACCUAUUCACUAAUGAGGAGGAAGUCGCAGAUGCUGUGUCAGAUCUAUCUGUCUUGCUUGCUUUCUCCAUCUUAUUAAACAGCAUCUAUCCGGUUCUUUCAGGUGUUGCUGUAGGUGCUGGCUUACAAGGCACGGUUGCAAUUGUAAACAUUUGCUGCUAUUAUGUGAUUGGGAUACCCUUAGGAGUUGUGCUUGCUUAUGUGGCUCAUCUCGAAGUUAAGGGAUUGUGGAUUGGAAUGUUGUGUGGAGUGUUAACGCAAUCGCUUGUACUGUUGUAUAUCACCUGGAAAACGGAUUGGGAAGGUCAGGUGAACAAGGCAUCAGAAAGACUGAACCAAUGGUUCCUGAAGCCAUCAAAUGAACUCAAUUAGCAUUCUCCAAGCUCCAACAGCUGCAUAUGCUUGAAGAAAUCUUAGAGUUCCAACUUUGACGGUUGCAAGGAAUCUUAUCUUAUUUAUACUAAAUCCAAUUUUGACGGCUCUAACAACUAUCGAUCCUUUUGUUGUCAUUUUGAAAUGGUAGUGAAAUUAUGAUCAAGGAAGGGGGAUAGGAGGAAGUUGUGGUCGGAAAUUGUUAGUGAAAUGUUUUGGGUUAUUUUUUUCAUUUAAACAAUUGUUUCGGCUGUAAAAGUUUUAUAUGCUUUUGAUGUGUUCCCAAUCGUAUGGGAAGUGGUGCAAUCUUUCUGACGUC